Lampris incognitus (smalleye Pacific opah) is the source of this 4804-nucleotide messenger RNA. RefSeq names its product cell division cycle and apoptosis regulator 1 (gene ccar1). Bases 100 to 3792 code for a protein of 1230 amino acids. Gene Ontology annotation, cellular component: nucleus. Gene Ontology annotation, biological process: regulation of DNA-templated transcription. The record is from RefSeq and is a predicted model, not a curated record. The transcript has 26 exons. NCBI's taxonomy places the organism in Eukaryota, Metazoa, Chordata, Actinopteri, Lampriformes, Lampridae.
AAUCCGCCGGUCCGUAGGACAGUCAAGUCAAUUUUACAGUGUGGACAGACCUCGAUCUGCUGCUGUGCGGAGACUCCUCUCACUUAGCCUGGGUGAGUCAUGGCCCAGUUCGGGGGACAGAAGAACCCGCCGUGGGCAACACAGUUCGCUGCUACAGCGGUAUCCCAGCCAGGCCACUCAGGGCAGUCUCUUGAUCUCAGCAGUCUUCACUCUCUUGGAGUACAGCAGCCAUCUCUCCUGGGUGCAUCUCCCUCCAUGUAUUCCCAACAGUCUGCCUUGGCUGCAGCCUCUCUCAGCAACCAGUCUGCUGCCAACUACCAGCUGUCUCAGCAGACUGCAGCCUUGCAGCACCAAGCUGCAGCAGCAGCCGCUGCAGCGCUUCAGCAGUCUCAGAUCAACACAGCCCUCCAGCAGUAUCAGCAACAGCAACAGCAACAACCUCCACAGCAGCCUCCUCAACAGCAACUAUACAAUGUACCUCACCAGCUUCCGCAGCCUCAGCAGGCAUUGAUCUCACAGCCCCCUGUCGCCUUGCCUACCAGUCUGAGCCUGUCCAACCCUCAGCAGACUGCCCAGAUCACCGUGUCCUACCCGACACCACGCUCCAGCCACCAGCAGCAGACGCAGCCUCAGAAGCAGCGAGUAUUCACAGGCGUUGUCAACAAACUGCAUGACACAUUUGGCUUUGUGGACGAGGAUGUCUUUUUUCAGUUGAGUGCUGUGAAGGGGAAGACUCCUCAGGUGGGCGACAGAGUCCUAGUGGAAGCCGUGUACAACCCCAACAUGCCCUUCAAGUGGAAUGCACAGCGCAUCCAGACCUUACCUCAGUUAGCCAACCAGUCGCAGCAGCAGCCUCAGGCUUCCCCACAGCUGGGCAGCUUUUACAAUGAGCCCGGGAUGCAGCUGCGCUACUCAGACAUGCACUCCACUGUGGACAACAGACAAAAUAGUCAACCUCAGGCUCCUAAUAUGAUGAAGCCAGCCCCUACCAUGCUGCAGUCCUUGCCUCCCCCCACCACCUUCAGCGUUCCAGCCCAAGGUCCUCCUCCCCCCCUGCUACAGGCCCAGCUUUCUGCUGCCUCUCUGGCCCCACUCCUCCAGAAUCCUCCUCAGCCCCUGCUGCCACAGCCUCCACCCAAAGACGUGUUUUCUGGGGGUCUGCUCCAGCCCCCGGUGAGAAUGAUGCCUCAGCCUCAGCCGGUCCGACGCAUUGAACCCCCUCCUCGCUUCCCAAAUCGUAGUGACAGAGGCCCUGAGCUGAUCCUCAGGACUAAAGAUGAACGCAGCCGCGAGAGAGAGCGUGAGCGCAGGCGAUCAAGAGAGCGCUCACCCACUCGCAAACGUUCCAGAGACCGCUCCCCAAGGCGGGAGCGCUCCCCAAGGCGGCCUCGCAGGGUGGUUCCCCGCUACACUGUCCAAUUCUCCAAGUUCAGCCUAGAUGGUUCCAACUGUGACAUGAUGGAGUUGAGGAGGCGGUACCAGAGCCUUUACAUCCCCAGCGACUUCUUUGAUGCUGUCUUCACUUGGGUUGAUGCUUUCCCACUGUCACGCCCUUUCCAGUUCGGUAACUACUGUAAUUUCCACAUCUUACACAAGGAGGUGGAUCCCCUGGUCAAGAACUGUGCGGUGCUGGACCCACCUGAUGCCAACCACACCUAUAGCGCCAAGGUGAUGCUGCUUGCCAACCCCAGCAUAGAGGAGCUCUAUCAUAAGUCAUGUGCUCUAGCAGAGGAUCCCCAGGAGGUCAGGGACUCCUUCCAACACCCUGCUAGACUCAUUAAGUUUUUGGUGGGGAUGAGAGGUAAAGAUGAGGCCAUGGCCAUCGGUGGUCACUGGUCUCCCUCUCUGGAUGGCGCAGACCCAGAGAACGACCCCUCAGUCCUUAUAAAGACAGCCAUACGCUGUUGCAAGGCACUCACAGGCAUAGACCUUAGUCUAUGCACUCAGUGGUAUCGUUUUGCAGAGAUUCGCUAUCAUCGGCCGGAGGAGACUCACAAGGGGCGGACAGUCCCCGCACAUGUGGAGACAGUGGUUUUGUUUCUCCCGGAUGUUUGGCAUUGUCUUCCUACCCGCUCAGAGUGGGAGGGGCUGUCGCGGCGACUGCGGGAGCAGCUGGUUGAGAAGCUGUCGGCCGAGCGAAAGGAGGCGGAUGGAGAACAGGAUGAAGAGGAGAAGGAUGAUGAUGAAUCAAAGGAAGUCACCACCCCCACUCACUGGGCUAAGCUUGAUCCAAAGUCAAUGAAGGUGAGUGACCUGCGGAAGGAGCUGGACUGUCGUUCUUUGAGUUCUAAGGGGUUAAAGUCGCAGCUUAUCGCCCGUCUUACCAAGCAGCUGAAGGUGGAGGAGCAGGUGGAGGAGGCAAAGGAGCCAGAGAAACCAGAGAGUAAAGCUGCUGAGGAGGAGGAGCCACUUCGUAUAGAGGAAGACCGAGAGGAGGAGGAUAAAAGGAGGCAGGAGGAGCUUGAACGCCAGCGGAGAGAAAGACGUUACGUUCUUCCAGAAGAGCCCACUAUCCUCGUACACCCCAACUGGGCUGCAAAAAAUGGCAAGUUUGACUGCAGUGUCAUGUCCCUGAGUGUGCUGCUAGACUACAGGCUGGAGGAUAACAAGGAGCACUCCUUUGAGGUUUCCUUGUUUGCCGAGCUGUUUAAUGAGAUGCUACAGCGGGACUUUGGCUAUCGCAUAUAUAAAGCCCUUGCUACUUUUCCUACCAAGGAUGAGAAGAAGGAGAAGAAAGCUAAGAAGGAAACCGACAAGCGUGAAAUAAAGCGAGAAAAGGAUGACGACUACGAUGAACCGGCUUCAAAGAAGACCAAAGAAGAGGACGAAAAGAAGAAGGAUGAUGAAAAGGCUGUGAACAAGGAGGAGUCUCAUGAUGAUGAGGACAAUGAGGAUGACGGCAGCACAACAAACGCUGAAGAAUAUGACCCAAUGGAGGCUGAAGAUGCAGAUGUUGAUGAUGACAAUGAUAAGGAUGAUGACGACUCCAAUGACAGAGACAGAAAAGAUGACCGCAAGAAUGACAGAAAAUCUUCCAGAGAGAGGUCGUCCAAGGACAAGGAGAAGAAGCAGAUGGUCACAUACAACAGGGAGCUGCUGAUGGCCUUCAUCUACUUUGACCAGAGCCACUGUGGUUAUUUGUUGGAGAGAGACCUGGAGGAGAUCAUGUACACGCUAGGCUUGCACCUGUCUCGGGCUCAGGUAAAGAAGCUAUUGAAUAAACCAGCGGUCAGAGAGUCUUGUUAUUAUCGUAAACUGACCGACAGGGGAAAAGAUGAGGCUGUUGCUGCCUACAGUGAUUCCCAGCUGGAAAACCUACUAGGUAACAGAGGGUUGCUUUCAGCCUCAAAGGCUCGUGCUCAGUCUGAAGCCAGUGAGACUGGGAAUCUGAUAGUCUACAACGGAGCAAUGGUGGACAUAGGUAGUAUGAUGCAGAAGCUGGACAAGAGUGAGAAAGCAAGAGAAGAGAUUGAACAGAAGCUCAUGGUGCAGGAUGCCAAAAUGGAGGACGAUGCCAAAAUCGUUGCCCAGUUGGAGCAGGCCAACAAGACGCUGUCCAUAGAGCUGGAGGAGGUGAAGAACACCCUGAGCCAGACUCAAGUGACUCUGGAGGCCACAGAGGAGCACAAGACAAGCUACCACAACCAGCUCCACAAGACAGCCAACACUCUGAGUGCCACUGUCAAAGACCUGCUGGCGGUCCUGAAAAAGGAUCCUGUGUCAGAGGAACCCUCUGAUUUGGUUAGUGGCGAUCAUACGCAGACAUCCCAAACGAAUGGUGCUGACGAGUGAAUGACAACUACAAGUUAAUCAAAUCUGUGAUGAAACCUGUAAAUAUGCUUUAAGCGGUAUAAUUUGACGAAUUUUUGUUUGGACCUAUUGUUAUUUUCUCAAGAACGUGUAGAUUUUAUCCAUUUUAGUUCUGUAGUUUGUUUGGCCUCAUGAUUUCAGUUCAGCACACAGAUUGGUUUGUGUGGUACUUUUUUUUCCUACAUUGGGAUACAUUCUAAUUGAAGUGCUGAAAAGCUUAUUUUCAUAGUUUCGGUUUCACUUGCUAAUGACUACUUUAUUUUCUUUGCGUUGUCCUAUUGGUUUGGUCAUUGAGCACCACAUGUAGAUUUAUGCCAGUAUUUGAGUUGUAAUUAACAAGUGGGUUUUUUUUUCUAAUUAGCAAUAACAAUGUAAUUUAUGUGUGAGAGUUCAGAAGAAAUAUAUUUAAAAGAAAUCCAAACUAAUUUUUAAGGGUUUUUUGUUUUUGUUUUUACCCGGGGUGGGAAGGGGUUGUCUAAUGUCAGACUUAAUUUCUUUGUCAGCAUGUUGCUCAUCCACACCCUUAUUUUAAACGACAGCUGUGUACAAUAAACACAUUGUUAAUUUUGUAGUUCUUCUAUUUGGCUUGUUUAACCAGCUUCCACUCUCCUUGAAGACACAUGGCUAUGCAUGAUUCUUCCUGUGACGAACCUCAACGUCAUGUGGACCUUUGCUAGAACAUGACUACUGUGAUGCAAGUCAUGUGGUCCAUAUUCUACUCUUAGAUUAGGGAGCAUUUGUCCUCUUGUCUGUUGAAACGUGAACCAAACGAUAAGCUGAAUGAAUGUCUCUAAUGCUGAAGGACUCUACUGCAAAUAACAACAUAGUUGUUUGAUAUCAGUUCCUGAAUUCUGUGCAUUAGCUGUUUUGGGAUGUUCUGGGAAAGAGACAACAUUAAAUUGAGACCCAAAGCAGCCAAUUUUAUUUUUCUAUCGACAAUGGAUUUUAUUGGAUGUCUUGUGCAAAAUUAAAGUGGCUCAAUUUAAAACUUAAA